Messenger RNA from Styela clava, 2868 nucleotides. RefSeq lists its product as uncharacterized. Lineage: Eukaryota; Metazoa; Chordata; Ascidiacea; Stolidobranchia; Styelidae. The record is from RefSeq and is a predicted model, not a curated record.
UCAAAAUGACUAAACUUAUUACAAUAAACUUAGCUAUAUACUUGUGUUUGUUUGCGUCUUUAUCAUGUAGAAUUUAUGCAACCGAGAUUAUUUAUGCAGAUAACGAUUACGAUAUGCAGAAUAUAGACCCCGAUUUGAAAUGCAUCGAUCGUAACUUGCAGAGAACUUUGAGAUGGAAAGCAGGAAAUGUUUCCGAUGACUUUGAAUUAUUGAGAUAUCAAGUGGAGAUAUUCAAAAGCAUUGGACAUUCCUAUUAUUUUUUGCCUUUGACCUGUUACAAGGACGACGACAGGACUAUAGAAAUAACGGAUUUAAACGUCACAGAAUGUAAAGUAGAUGUCGAGGAAAUUAUGCCGUUUAACUACGUCACGUUCCGGGUGAUAUCAAUUUAUAAAGUUGGUGAAAAUAAUGAAACCAGAAUGUACAAAUUGAAUGAGUGUCAACCCCUUCAAAAUCAAAAUCCGGAUUUGAAAUGCAUCGAUCGUAACUUGCAGAGAACUUUGAAAUGGAAAGCAGAAAAUGUAUCAGAUGAUUUUGAACUAUUGAAAUAUGAAGUGGAAUUUAGCAUCGGAUAUUCCUAUUAUUUUCUGCCUCUGGCCUGUUACAAGGACGACGACAGAACCAUAGAAAUAACUGAUUUAAACGUCACAGAAUGUAAAGUAGAUGUCGAAAUUUUUUUGCCGUACAACUACGUCACGUUCCGGGUAAUAUCAAUUUAUAAAAAUGAUGAAAAUAAUGAAACAAGAUUGUAUAAACUAAAUGAGUGUCAACCCCUUCAAAAUCAAAUGUCACUGUCGGCACCGAUAUUACAACUUCAACGUACCACAACUUCAAUAAGUGUGUUUUUGACUUUACCAAGUGAACUGACUAAGAGCAUUACAACGCUUUACGACUAUGAUCUCGGAAUAAUAUACUAUUUCUGUUUGUUUAAAGAUGAAGGAGAAUGUAGAAAACCAUACAGUAACUGUAAACCGUACUACACAAACAUAACACUAGAGCCAGGCACCAACUACACGGUAAAAUCCUGGUAUAUGGCACGAACAGACAAAAGAAUAAAAAGCGACAAUGCUACAGUUUACACAAAAACAUUAGAUGAUCCGUUUCCUCAAGAAGCACAACUUGCACUCUUUUUAACACUAUUUGGAUGUUUACUAUUAGCUUCGUCUGUGUUUGGCAUAUGGAAAUUAUUUAAAACAUUUCUGAAAGAACCAAGCCAAUUGCUAAAACUUCCUAUUCCUGAUAAUGUGAAUACAAUCAAAUGUGAUUACGAAAAUAAAGCAAAAGAGCCAAUAAAUCUACUUUGCUGCUGCAAUUGGGAUUUACUGCAAGCAAAAGAAUCUAAUGAAGAAGGAAUAAAAGCUGAUGCUGAUUCAGAUAGCAGCUCUGAAAUUAUCAAUGACAUUCCAAAUCCACAGAACGCGAAUAAUACGCAAAAUCUAGAAGAUGUGAAAAGAACUUCAAUAUAUGAAAACUUUAACGAAACAACCCAUCAACCUGUUCAACACGGGGAAUUCGAAAUUAACAAAAUUGAAAGCAAAAUUCUAUUCGAAGACAACAAAGCAUUAUACAAUAUCCACCCAUAUAUGAGGGAGAUGUGGAAUACCUCUCGUGAAAGUCAAGCCCACCACUUGAUAAUCGACGCGACAACCAACAGACCGCGAAUUAAAAACGAUGAACCAAGUCAAUUAUUGCCAGAAAUUUCGCCACGUAAAUUACAAACCCCUGUUCAAACUGACGAAGAUGGCUGUGCAAUCCAAACGAUGGCAAGGAACGCGCAAAAGUCUGUUCAAAACAGGAGAGAACAUUUGCCAAACAAUAAAAUACAAACAAUAAAAAUUAAUUGUGAUAACUUGGCCAAAAGCCCCGUUUCUGGUAAGACAACAAGCAAUACAAACUUAUCAAGUGUAGAUGAACCCCAUUUUCUUGAAAUGGAUGUACCGGUAAAUUAUUCGCCUCAAUUCCUUGAAGGUAAAAACAAUCCAAUGUCAUCGACAUCUCGCCAUGUCUGCGCAAAUAUCGAUAAUGUAGAAGACUCUGUAUUUAGUCUUGCUCCAAAAACUGUAAACUCAGAUUCUUUUUCAACUGAUGCAGCCUUAUAUAGUCCAAAGUGAAAGCGGCUCGGCUAGAGUUCUUGACGUAGUUACCUGAUUUACGUUUGUCAUUGACAACGAGUACUUUGUUUGAUAUGUUUGUGUUUUAUGGUAUCAAAUAUCAUCAGGUCAACUUGGUUCCACUAAAAUAUUUGUUAUGUUGAAAAAUAAAGUAAUUCUACAGUAAAACUAUGUGUAAUAUUUUAUUUGAAAUUAUCUAACUAUGCUAAACACCAUUUUCGACGGGUAUUCAUGUAAUUUAUAAUUGAUUUUUGAUAAAUUUCUGUUAAUAUUGCUGAUGGGGAUAAUGGUCACAUUAUAAAAAAUGUCUACGUUUUUUCUGAACUAGUAACAUUUCAUUUAACCACUUAUAUAAUAAAUUGUACCAAAAAUCAGGAAAUAAAUAUUUUCGUAUCUGAAGUAUUUUAUUUUUUGUAAAAAUUAGGUAACUGCGAAGCGAUUUUGUCGAGUGUGUGAACAACGUGGGUGUAAUCGAGUUUGAAUCGCUUAUAAACAUUAUGACCAAAUUUGAGAUAAACAAAAUGUUAAACACUUAGAAAACAUAUUUAUAUCAGAAUUAUUCUGCAAUUGCUGGCUUCAACGAUGUAUUUUUCACGUAAAAAUUGUAGAUCAAAAAGUGUAGAUCCGUUUCUCUCAACUUCCAAUUUGAGUCCAUAAUGCAUCUUUAUACACAUAAAUUUGACAACGUGUUUUUUAAUUUAAUUUGAUUGGUAUUUUUCAUAUCACCACAGACUUGUGAAACUUAUGCCAAAUUGAU